AUGUCAGCUGGUCAGCCUCUGACGGCUCAAGUCAAGCUCAACGUCACCGAGGACGGUCUCCCUCCCAGCCAUCAUGUUAUAGCACCUGCACCUGGUACCACCCUCUCUUCCUAUCUCCCGCACUGGAAUCCGCAGCCUGCAACGCCGACAUUGCCGCAGAGUUCGCACCAUCAGGUGGAAGAUGAUGAUGCUCAGGGAAUUGCCUGUUUACCAAACUCUAUCGCCCUCGUGGACUCGAACAGAGUCGUCCGCACCGGCUUCCGCAAUCCUUGGCCCAGCUGGCACAAGCCUACGGUGACCGAAGUCUGGCAAGGCUUGGAAUGGGGGGAAGAUCAUGAUCCAGCCAUCGACUAUGCUAUGCUAGAUGCAGAUUUGUCGGCGAGCUCGAAUAACGGCGCCGCAGAAGAUGCCGACGUCUCGACAGAUCCUUAUAAGGACAGUCGACCGGGCACGCCAGACCUUGAACAUGCUUCGCAGAAUCAAACAGGCACAGAGUCCAAACCGGACCCAAAAGGACCUCAGUCUUCAAGCUGGUUCAUGCAUCAGGCCGUGCCUGCAGCCACACCAUAUACCAGGCAGCAAAAGAUCAAGAUGGCGUCCAAGCAGCUGCUCACCAUCCAACAACCUUCUUUCGACUUUACUUCCGACCAGAGACUCAAGGCGACUUGGCUGGGACACGCAGGCGUGCUUGUCCAGCUGCCUGCUCUCAGCUCCAAGGGCGGGCCGAUUCGCAUUCUGUUUGACCCCAUCUUCUCGCAGCGCUGCUCUCCGACUCAGAUCGCCGGUCCCAUUAGAUCAUAUGCUGCCCCUUGCAGCGUCUCUAGUUUGCCACCCGUCGACCUUGUCAUUAUCUCACACAAUCAUUACGACCACUUGGAUUACGAUACCAUCCGUCAACUGUGGGAAGCGAAUAAGGAUCGUAUUCGCUUUGUUGUUCCGCUUGGCAACAAGGACUGGUUUGUUGGUUCGCAGGUACACGAGGAAGAAGAGUUGCAGCCGACAACUACGACGAGCUCGUCUUUUUCGGCUAGGACAUUUGCUCCAGCGGGGGUGACGAAUGCAACCACGACAUCCAACCUAUCGAUUCCUUCGGAGCGGGUCACCGAGCUGGAUUGGUGGGACGAGGUGCUUUUGCGCCAGCCUAGCGAUGACGAAGAGGUGGAGAAAGUGCUGCGUGUCGUGUGCACACCUGCACAGCAUGGGUCGGGCAGGUAUGGUGUGGAUGCAAACUGUGCCUUGUGGUCGUCUUGGUUCGUCGAGCAUCCCGGCAGUGAGAGGGAUGCGACACCGACAAAGAUCUUCUUCGGCGGCGAUACCGGGUGUCAGUUCCACGGACGGUCGUUCCCACCUGCGCCACCUCGGCCGGUUGAAAGCGACACGAUAGCAGCGCCGGCGGCAGACGCAACGCCCACAUCCGAAGUUAGCGAUGAUGCGACGCUGCCAGGCUUCCCACCUGCGCCGAAACACGCCCCCACCUACCGGGGUGGCAUGCGCCUCCAGCCGGACGGCGAGGACGAAGACACGUACCCGGCCUGCCCUGCGUUCGAAGAGAUCGUGGCGCGCCUCGGUACACCCACGUUCCUCAUGCUGCCCAUUUCGGUGGGUGCGACCAUCUCGUUCCUGCGGUCGUACAUCCCGCUGCCCGAUAGCAUCUCGCCCUUCCCGCGCAUCUCAUCUGGCCUCACCGCAGCCAAUCACAUGCCCCCAUGGGAUGCCGUCACCGUGUUUGACCGCAUGACUGCCGCCGACGCAGCACCGGCAGCACCGGCAUCAGCGGCAGCAGAGAAGCGCGACGCGUGCGUGUGCAUGGCCAUCCACUGGGGCACGUUCAUCUCGGGCCCCGAGGAGGUGCUCAAGACGCUCGGCCAGCUCAAGUGGGCAUGUGCGCAGCUCGGGGUUCGUUUCGCCCGGGACGACGAGGGGGCCAAGAUGCGCGAGGGCAAGCGCGCGAAGGAUGCGUCGGGUAAGACGUUUGUUGCGCUCAACCACGGCGCGAGUAUCACCCUCUAG
Molecule: messenger RNA, 2010 nt
Organism: Sporisorium graminicola
Lineage: Eukaryota; Fungi; Basidiomycota; Ustilaginomycetes; Ustilaginales; Ustilaginaceae
Exons: 1
Coding region: 1-2010 (669 amino acids)
Biological process (GO): N-acylethanolamine metabolic process; N-acylphosphatidylethanolamine metabolic process
Cellular component (GO): membrane-bounded organelle; cytoplasm
Molecular function (GO): N-acylphosphatidylethanolamine-specific phospholipase D activity
Source: RefSeq, a predicted model, not a curated record